UCACAGAACAUGCGCAUGUUCAUGUCAAGUGUAGUGCAAAGGAAAUAAUAUUUUGGCUUUCGGGGGCCUAAAAUUAGCUAAAAUGCAUAAAUUAAAGUUCUCACAAAGAGACAAAGUGAGGAAAUUCAUUACAUUUACACAUACUGGAGAACAAACAGCAAUAUAUUGUUUAGCACAAAAUGAUUGGAAGUUAGAUUUGGCAAGUGACAAUUAUUUUCAAAAUCCUGAGGCAUAUUAUAAAGAACCAAAAAAUACAGUAGACAAGAAGAAGUUAGAAAUAUUGUUUAGUCGAUAUCAAGAUCCCAAUGAACCUGACAAGAUUACAGCAGAUGGAAUAAUGAAAUUUUUGGAUGACUUGGAUUUAAGCCCUGAAAGCAAAUUAGUAUUAAUUAUUGCGUGGAAAUUUAGGGCAGAAACACAAUGUGAAUUUACUAAAGAUGAAUUUAUGAAUGGGAUGACAGACCUAGGUGUGGACAGUAUAGAUAAAUUAAAAGCCCGUUUAAGUAGUUUAGAAAGUGAAUUAAGAGAUCCUCAGAAAUUUAAAGAUUUUUAUCAAUUUACAUUCAAUUAUGCAAAAAAUCCAGGACAGAAAGGUUUGGAUCUUGAUAUGGCAAUUGCCUACUGGAACAUUGUAUUAGAUGAUAAAUUUAAGUUCCUGCCCUUAUGGUGUCAAUUUUUACAGGAACACCAUAAGAGGUCAAUUCCAAAAGAUACAUGGAAUUUAUUGUUAGAUUUUGCCCUCAUGAUCAACCCAGAUAUGAGUAAUUAUGAUGAAGAGGGAGCCUGGCCUGUACUGAUAGAUGAUUUUGUAGAAUGGGCACAGCCUCGCGUUCGUCAGACCCUCUAACAUCUUUUUGUUAUAUCUUUAA
Molecule: messenger RNA, 869 nt
Organism: Habropoda laboriosa
Lineage: Eukaryota; Metazoa; Arthropoda; Insecta; Hymenoptera; Apidae
Gene: SCCRO
Product: DCN1-like protein 1
Exons: 5
Coding region: 83-847 (254 amino acids)
Biological process (GO): protein neddylation; positive regulation of ubiquitin-protein transferase activity
Cellular component (GO): ubiquitin ligase complex
Molecular function (GO): ubiquitin conjugating enzyme binding; cullin family protein binding; ubiquitin-like protein binding
Source: RefSeq, a predicted model, not a curated record